Messenger RNA from Rhincodon typus (whale shark), 2992 nucleotides. Its product is annotated as plastin-1. Bases 1 to 570 code for a protein of 189 amino acids. Gene Ontology annotation, molecular function: actin filament binding. Gene Ontology annotation, biological process: actin filament network formation; actin filament bundle assembly. The record is from RefSeq and is a predicted model, not a curated record. NCBI's taxonomy places the organism in Eukaryota, Metazoa, Chordata, Chondrichthyes, Orectolobiformes, Rhincodontidae. Gene Ontology annotation, cellular component: cytoplasm; actin filament bundle; actin filament. The transcript is spliced from 5 exons.
AUGGCACCACUGACUCGGGACCAUGAUGGAGCAGACACUGGGGCUGCUGAAGAUCUUGAAAACUGCAACUAUGUCAUUGAACUGGGUAAAAACAAAGCUGCCUUCUCCCUUGUGGGUAUUGGUGGGCAAGACCUGAAUGAUGGCAAUCGAACACUUACACUGGCACUCAUCUGGCAGCUCAUGAGAAGGUACACUCUGAAGGUGCUGUCAGAUCUUGGAGAUGGAUCUAAGGUGACAGAUGAAAUUAUUAUAAAAUGGGUAAAUGAAACUUUAGCAAAAGCGAAGAAAAGAAGCUCAAUUACUAGCUUCAAGGAUAAGUGCAUUUGCACCAGUUUGCCUGUUAUAGACUUGAUAGAUGCCAUUGCACCUAAUACGAUUCGCUACGAGCUCGUGAAACAGACUGAUUUCUCAGAUAUUGACAAGUUGAACAAUGCUAAAUAUGCCAUUUCAGUAGCACGAAAGAUAGGCACUCGUGUUUAUGCAUUGCCUGAAGAUCUGGUGGAAGUGAAGCCAAAGAUGGUUAUGACUGUCUUUGCUUGCUUAAUGGGAAAGGGAUUGAAAAAGGUGUGAAGAGAACUGAGCACCUUGUUCACAUUAAUCCUGUCUGCCAUAUCAAACCAAUUCAGCAUCCUGUAAUUCAUACAAUUAUCUGUCAUUCUAUUUUUGAUCUGUUUUUAGCAGAGAAUAUCAUUGGGAACAAUUUCAGAAGCAAAAUACUAACUGGAAAUCAUUUUCAUUUCUCAUCACUAAUUUACUAUCUGUGUAUUUUAAAUGUUCCUGUAUUUAAUUUUCCAUGUUGCUGUUAAGAUUAAAACUCUCACUAAUUUCUGUUUGUUAUUUAUACUGCAUCAUACACCAGACAAUUUUGUGUAUUUCCUGCAAUGCUUACAAUGUAAAACAUGUCCAAAGUUCUUGUACUUGAGCAUAUUUGUGAUUGACCUGCUUUUUGAAAAUAGCUGCUGUUUUGUAAAUGACUUCUAUUAUCAUCAAAUUGCAAAUAUUUAAAUAUGUAAAAUUGGUUUUAUGGAAGGAAUCCGAGUUGUAAUUCAAUCUGUGGUUCUCUUGGAGUUACACGAUCUAUUUUUGGUUUAACCAGUUUGAGUGUCUGCAGUGCCCUGAGAUUGAAUUGCAACUUUUAACUUCCGCCAGAAUUUCUUUUCUGUGAUAACUAUAUCGUUGCCGUUUAGUCAUUGAGUUAUUGAGAAGAUGCAGUAGUGCCACCCAAACACAUGGCUGCAAAUAGUCAUGUAGCAGUGUUCACAAACUUAUACAGUGUUGGUCACAAUCGCCACAAAGCUGAAUAAUGUAGAAUUCAUAUGUGACUAAAAACUUUAAUUCUAAUAAAUCUAUAACCCAUUUGAUAAGAGAUUACAUGCAUGAAUCAACAUUUCUAUGAAUUGCAAAGCUGAUCUUUACAUCACAGUCUUAUAUUCAUUAUUGUGAUAAUUAAACUAUUUUCUUUCACCAGAGUGAAAACAUUCAGAAACUUGUAAAAUUCACUUUGCUCCGAGGUGAAAUUUGGGGGAAAAAAAAUUUGACUAAAUAUGCUUGUGGGGUCUUGUGCACAAAACACAGAAAGCUAGCACACAGGUGCAGCAGGGAAUCAGGAAGGCUCAUCGAAUGUUAACCCUUAUUACAAAGGGCUUGGAGUAUAAGAGUAGAGAAGUCUUACUGCAACUGUACAAGGUGCUGGGGAGAUCACAGCUAGAGUACUGUGAGCAGUUUUGGUCCCCAAAUUUAAAGAAAAAUAUUGUUUAAUUGGAGGCAGUUCAGCGAAGGUCCCCUAGGAUGGUCCCUGAUAUGGACAGAUUGUUUUUUCAGUAACGGUUAAACAAGUUGAGACUCUACUCACUUCAGUAAAGGAGAAUAAGAGGUGAUCUCAUUGAAACAUAUUGGAUUAUUCGGGGACUUGACAGGGUAAAUGCUGAGAGGAUGUUUCUCACCAUGAGAAUCCAGGAACAAAGGACAUAGUCUCAGAAUAAAGGAGCACCAAUUCAAGACUGAGAUAAGGAAGAAUUUCUUCUCAGCCAUGAUCCUAUUGAAUGGUUGAGCAUUUCUACUACUGUACCUACUACUUAUGGUCUUAUGAUCUUUUAAAACUCAUAUGGUCCCAAACUAGGAUAAGUGUGAGGUUAUCCACUUUGGUAGCAAAACAGGAAAGCAGAUUAUUGUCUGGCUAUAAAUUGAGAGAGGGGAAUGUGCAACAAGACCAGACUGCUCUGAUAUACCAGUCGCUGAAAGUACGUGCACAAAUGCAUCAGGCAGUAAAGAAGGAAAUGCUAUGUUGACCUAUGUGGAUUUGAAUUCUGGAACAAGAAUGUCUUGCUGCACUUGUAUAGGGCAUUGCUGAGACUGCACCUGGAAUAUUGUGUGCAGUUUUGGUCUCUGUAACUGAGGAAGGAUGCUCUUGCGAUAGAGGGAGUGCAGUGAAGAUUUACCAGACUGAUUCCUGGAAUGGUGAGAUGGACACAUGAGGAGAAGUUGAGUCGGUAUUCACUGGCGGCAAUGAGGGGCAAAUCUCUUAGAAACCUAUAAAAUUCUGACAGGACCAAACCAGACAGAUGCAGGAAUGAUGUUCCCAAUGGUGGGGUAGGCCAGAACCAGGGGUCACUGUCUAUGGAUACGGGGUAGGUCAUUUAGAACUGAAAUGAGAAUAAAUUUCUUCACCCAGAGAGUCAUGAGCCUUUGGAAUUCUCUGCCACAGAAAGCGGUUGAGGCCAAAACAUUUUGAUUUCACGAAGGAGUUGGAUAUGGCAUUUAGGGUUAAAGGCAUUAAAGGAGAUGGGAUAAACAGGAAUAGACUGUUAAAUUGGAUGAUCAGCCAUGAUCCUAUUGAAUGGUGGGGCAGGCUUGAAGGGCUGAAUGGCCUGUUCCUGCUCCUUUUUUGUACGUUUUGUGUCCAGUGAGACUUCGAUUUUAUGUUCACAUUGUGUAAAAAAUUAGUGAUUUAAAAAUGUGUUGGGCAUAUUGAUUAAAAUUGUGUUUGGAUCAA